AAACGACACCAGAUAGUGGCACACGUCACCUGCUCUGCAUGCUUGAGUUGUCAGUCACAAUUUUUUCGUCGUUUGCCUCUCAAAGAUGGAUAUUCGCAACUACUUCACUGGGGCUCGCGAUUCAAACGAUGGAGAUCUAGCUAAAGAUUACCACUCAAUCCACAAGCAUCUACGGAGAAGUCUCCACAGCAUUCCUCCUCCUCCACCCCGAGCCUCAGGACUGGACUUCCUUCCUGAUGUAGGGAAUCAACAGUUCACCUACUUGAUUGGUCUUGAGGUGAUUGUGCAGAAAAGAUUGACAGAGACACAGAAUGUCUCACCUAAGCAAAGGAAACAUAAAGCCAAAGGUGCUUUGAGGAAGGAGACGGAUCCUCCUCGCUAUGACCCAUAUACCUGUGAUCAAUGUUUGACUGACUUCACCUGUCAGUGGUGGUGUGUGACGAUAAGCACAGCCAGAGGUGGCCAGCUGUGUGAUCAGUGUAAGACCUCCAAAGACAAGAAGGCCAUAGUGGAGGCCCACACGUCUAAGAUGGAGGACGCCUUUGAACACGCCAAGCAGAUGAAGCUAGAGGCCAAGCAGCGACUCCUGCAGGGCCGGUUACAGGCCAUGCAGCUACCUCAGUGCAGUCAGCGGAUAUAGAUUGGUGUGCUUAAACACAGUAAGCAUUACUGUGAGCAUAAGUACAGUUUCUUACAUGUUACAAAGUCACAUUAACUUUGUAAGAUUAUGUUUAUACAGAAUGCACUCUCUCUUGUUGAGAUAUUUCUGAUGAUGUUCUUGUUAAGAUGUGUGUGGUGAUGUUAUGACGCCACUUCAUUGUUAUACUGUAUGUUGCAUACAUCCUCAUAACCUUAAAGCUACCGUGACUGGGUUGGGUUUUUGCACAUUGCACCAUAUUAUCCUUGUGACUGUGUGUUAUCUUUGAACAUAAUUUUGUUAGUAGAGGAAAUUAUAGCCAUAACCCUGGCUGCUUUUUGUUUAUUAGAUAUUAUGUAUUAUUUGUAUUAUGAACUUAAUGAAGUAGCAUCUGAUGCAUUUCAUGACAUAGGAUGGAAUAAUUUUAUAAAAGUUAUAGGAUGGCUGAGUUUUGUCCCUUUCCCAUCUUUGUUGAUG
This is a messenger RNA of Sardina pilchardus (European sardine), 1114 nucleotides long. Its product is annotated as transcriptional repressor p66 alpha-like. Bases 86 to 640 code for a protein of 184 amino acids. Gene Ontology annotation, cellular component: NuRD complex. Gene Ontology annotation, biological process: negative regulation of transcription by RNA polymerase II. NCBI's taxonomy places the organism in Eukaryota, Metazoa, Chordata, Actinopteri, Clupeiformes, Clupeidae. The record is from RefSeq and is a predicted model, not a curated record. The transcript is spliced from 3 exons.